GAGAAUGCACUGCAGACCGAGCAGCAGCGACGCCUAGUAACUUCUGUUCAAACUGCAGUAAGAAAAUGGCGGAAGAGGUGUCGCUUCGGCCCCAGAGGCAACAACGGCCCUUCGUUCAGAGCGAUGCCGACGUUUUUCGGCGCUGUACGACCAAAUUCUUGAGCCUGGUGCCAGGCGAAGGAGAGGAGUUCAAGAUAGAACUAAACAUAUUGUUGGACGAGCUAAACUCGCUCGACUAUCAGACGCCAAAGUUUGUGGAUGAGAAGCUGGCUUUGGGACUAGUAUGCAAGGCCUGUGAAUUGGUCCCUCUUAACUAUGAGCUCCUGGUGACAAAAGUUUGCCAUCUACUCAGGCACCUGGUGGGCUUCAGUGGACAGCAAGUUCUGCUGCAGGGCAGAUCGCUGGACACAUGUGUGGAGUAUGUGAUGCGAGCGGUGACAGUCUGUAGACCCUGGACUCUGCCAGACAUACUCAGGACUCUGGCACAACUACUGUACCAGAGGGGACCUGCUGUCUCCAUGUACAUAGACCAGCUGAUCGGUCCAGAAGGGUUGUUGAUGCAGUUUGUACAACCAGAGUAUCCUGACCUGGACAUCAAGAGGGUUGCAAUAGCCAGCGUGUACAACCUCUGCUUACGGAAUCCAGAGGGUCAGACCAUUUCUGAUGAAUACCUGAGAAAAGCGUACACCAUUCUGAUGGCAGUGCUACAGACACCCAAACCUCAACAAGUGGACGACAUCUUGUUUGCAAAGCUGAUCCUGAGCACCCUACAAGGCAUGAGGAACCUGUUGUCUGUGAUGACAGACGUUGACCCGGGCAGUCUGGGGUCUCUUCUGGCAGUCUGCAGAGUGUACAUGUUGUAUGGCUUACCUGGGCAGACUCUCCAGGUACCUGCCACCCUCUACCCCACACCUGUCUCACAGUACGACCCCAGUCCUAAGAGAUCCACAACCAAGGACAGGGACUCUGACAAAGAGGAGUCCCCAGCUCAGUCUACUCCCAGGGGAAGAAAAGUGAAGAAGAAGAGACAGAGGAAACAGCAGACAGAGCCUGACACGGCCAGGUCUGAUGUACGACCCCCACACAACCCCCCCUCCAGGUCUCCUGCCGGCAGGGGCCCCCCUGUCAGCACACCCCCCAGGAGUCCAAUCAAGGCACACGACAGGCACAGGAGAGAGAGAGGAGACAGUACUGGAGGUUACUCCUCCUCAGAAGGCAGUGACUACAGGACCAGCUGGAGAGGACUGGCCAGCAGCUCUGAGUCGGAGUACUCUGACAACGAGGCAGGACAUCUUACCAGACUAAGGUCCAUCCUGUCUCGAGUGCGAGAGGUUGCCCUGAACUGUCUCCACAACACGGCACAGAUGACUGACAAGAGACUCAUGUUUGGGUACUGGUCACACCUCCUCCCAGAAUGCAGCAGUGUCGGGGCGCCACAAGCUCCAACUCUCUUCACAAGUAUACUGAAGGACCCAGCACCGAAGGCACGUGGGAAUGCCCUGUUGGUCCUGUCCUCUCUAGUUGAUGGAAGCAAACAGUAUCUGGCUGCCGCUGAAGAAACAGCCCCCAAACAGACAGCGUUCACCCCCUACUCCGUGACUCUGGGCUCCACAGUGAAGGAGAUCCACCGUUGUCUGCUGCUGGCCCUGGCAGCUGAGAGCAAUUUUCAUACACUCUUCUAUCUGCUCAAGUGCUUUGCGACGUUGAUUCCCAACGUGCCUUACCACCGACUACAGCCUGGUCUUCUCACCAAGGUGGUACGGCAGAUAAGGCCACUGCUCAGCCAUAAAGAGUAUGAUGUCCAGGUGGCAACCCUAACCUGUUUCCACUCCAUCCUGUCUGUGCAGGCACCACUCAAAGAGGUAGAACAAGUUAUGCAGGCAGUCAGUUCAACACCACAUAGCCAGGCAAAAGUCCCCCCUAUGCUGUCAGCAACGCCAAUAAAGCACAGGACAGACCCAGAGCAUAAAACAGUACCUCAGAAAGCUGACAACCACACAGAAAUAGUACAAGAGUCAAUCAAAAACAUGAAUGUUGAUAGCAGCACAGAAACAGCCGGACAGGAUUCAACUGUAGAGCAAGGAGCAUCGUCCAAAGAAAAAGGAAAAACACAGAUAAGACAGGAAAGUGAGAGUGGAGGAGUGUCCUCUAAGGUGUGGCUGCUGGACUGGUGUUUAAGGAUGGUCAGUCUCAGACACGCCCAGGUCACGGGGUCAAACCUUCCCAUCAUUCCUGUCAGGACAGAGGCCAUCCAGGUCAUGACCCAGAUGGCAAAGGGCUACUUCAUGUUUAUCAGACCUCACCUUACGGAACUGUCCCAGGUAUUCUGUGGGAUUCUACAGGAACAGAACACAGCACUACAGCUACAGGGAGGAAAGUUUGUAGAAGAAGUUGGUGCAGUCCUGGUGAAAGAGGUGGAGUGUUCAGCCCUGACAGACCGUGAGGCUGCAGACUUCUGGCUGCCCCUGCUGAACGGCCCUCUCCCCUCAGCACUACAGAACCUGGACCACACCUUACUCAGGAGCUGUGGCUGCCAGUGUCUGGCCAACACCGGGGCACAGGUCUUCCAACUCUUACCUACUGACAAACACAUCCUAUGCAUCACCCUACUGCUGGGGCUGACCAAUGAUGAAGAGUGGAGUGUGAGGGGAGCUGCCAUCCAUGCACUGGGGGUGUAUGUGCUCUACCCCUGUCUCAAGGAGGAUAUUUCGUUCCUGGCGGACGUUGCGCAGGCCUGUACGCUCGGUCUGGAGGAGAAGAACCUCAGCUGUCGGUGGAAGGCCGCCUGGUCGCUAGGCAACCUCAGUAACACCAUCGUUAGUAACAGGGAUGAGCUAGGGACAGAGUUCACGGACAACUUCUCAGACGUCCUUCUGCAGAGCUUGUUUAACCUUGCUCUGAAGGGCGCUGCUGACCAUGACAAGGUCAAAUCCAACGCUGUCAGGACUCUGGGGAACCUGGUCAGGUUUCUCAGGCCCGAGGCCUUUGACAAGAUCAACUUCCGACAGUAUGUGGAACAGACAGCCCAGGUCCUGACCAAGUGUGUGAAGACUGGCAUGGCCAAGGUGCGCUGGAAUGCCUGCUAUGCUGUGGGGAACAUGUUUAAUAACCCUGCCCUGCCCCUGGGUGUGGCACCCUGGGCUCCUGCUUUGUUCACUGCCCUGCAAGAGGCCAUCAAAGACUGCAAGAACUUCAAGGUUCGAAUCAAUGCCACCCUGGCCCUUACCGUCCCAACCAAUCGGGAGUACUUUGGGAGUAAGGAGCAGUUCUGUGAGCUGUGGGGAUGUCUGGCUGAUGCCCUAGUCGGUACAGAACGUGUGGAGGACUUCAGUGAGUUUAAGUACAGGGAUACACUGAGGGAACAGCUGUGCUGUAGCCUGGUGCAUCUGACUGGACUGACUGGCAAAGAGGACCUACCCGGACUGCACUUCCACCUUCAGGACAAGGGGGAGCUGCUACACACAUACCUGACCAGGUACAGGGAGAGUUUGGAACAAAAAGGUACAACAGAGACCCUGAAAAAAGUGGAUGAGCUUGUCAGAGCACAGGAUCACAUUCAGCAGCUAGCAGGACAAGAACUGGCAGACAAAGAGGCAACCAUUUGCCAGAACCUGUCCACCAUCUUUGCUGAUGAUUUGACACCUGAGCUCCAUGAUUUGACGCCUGAGUGAUGAAACGUUCUAUGAUCGGUUUUCCAACAUUGGCAUUGAACAUACAAGUGUCCUCAAUUCAAGUCUUACUGUAUUGUGUACUAGAAAGUUGGAUCACUAAAGAUCGCCAAAGUCUAAAAAAAAAAGAUAAUCCCUGCCUACCAGCCUUAAUUUUUUCAGGACUGGAACAUUUUUUUCCUAGGUCUAACACAAACAGCUGCCUUCAAAUUGCUUGUGCCACCAAUGAUAAUCUAAAAUACAAUGGUGAAUGCAUUUUUUUUUCACAUGCGCAAGACAACUGUCAAAACUGUUGAAUCAUCAUUGAAUAAUCAUUUACAGUUUAAAUGGUUCACAGACUUUCUGUUACAUUUGUUAAAGAUGAUCAGGAUUUGAUGUCCUAAUGUGACCCUGUGUGGCUAGGGUUGUUAACAUCGAUUUUGGAGCUUCAGGGCACCUUGCAUAGAAUGUGCCUUCUGAUUAUAAUUAUAUAGAUCCAGACACUACUGUAACAUUGGAA
This is a messenger RNA of Branchiostoma belcheri (Belcher's lancelet), 4167 nucleotides long. RefSeq names its product HEAT repeat-containing protein 6-like. Bases 66 to 3671 code for a protein of 1201 amino acids. Lineage: Eukaryota; Metazoa; Chordata; Leptocardii; Amphioxiformes; Branchiostomatidae. The transcript is spliced from 26 exons. The record is from RefSeq and is a predicted model, not a curated record.